Molecule: messenger RNA, 595 nt
Organism: Leguminivora glycinivorella
Lineage: Eukaryota; Metazoa; Arthropoda; Insecta; Lepidoptera; Tortricidae
Product: chorion class A protein Ld5-like
Exons: 2
Coding region: 14-496 (160 amino acids)
Source: RefSeq, a predicted model, not a curated record
CAAUCAUACAAACAUGUCUCGACUUGCUAUCCUCGUGUUGUGCGCCCAGGCUUGCCUGAUCCAGACUGUUCUGUGCAACCCGUGCGGUUGCGGUACCUCUUACGCGCCCGCGCAGCGCGUGGAAGUCAUCGAGCAAUACAGCGUCAGUGCUCCAAGCUGCGGAUGUAAAUCAUACAACGCGCCCAGUGUGAGCUACAGUGCCCCUAGUGUGAGCUACAGUGCCCCUAGUAUCAGCUACAGUGCCCCUAGCAUCACCGUGGGUUCGUCUCGCAACAGCCUUUCAUCUAGAUCCGGUUUGUCUAGUGCCAGCGGUGUCGGUUCGUCGUACGGCGGCGCGGGUACGGGAGUAGUGAGCGCUGAGGGCAUCAUCGGCGCGUCCGGCACGACGGCCGUCGCCGGAUCCGUGCCGGUGCUCGGAUCCGUGACGUUCUGUGGCUCUGUGCCCGCGUGCGGAUCCGUGUCCAUCCAGGGACAGUGUGGAUGCGGAUGCAACUGAUACAAGUCUUUACGGGUGGUGGAAUCAACUGAUUUUAUUUUAAAAACGCGAGUCAGUGUCAUUUGAUUGAUGAAUUAAUAAAUUUAAUUGCAAGCAGUA